AUGCCUAAAUCCAAAGAAGUGUUGUCAUCCACAUCUGGAAGUGACUCUGACAGUGAGGUGGAGACCAAGGCAAAAAGAAAGACGCCAAGUGCACCAGAGAAGCCAGCUAAGAAACAGGCGAGUGGGGAGAGCUCCAGGCUGGGUGGCUCGUCCAAAGGCAGCAGUAACAGUGAUGACAACAUGUUCCAGAUUGGUAAAAUGAGGUAUGACAGUGUCAGGGACUUUAGAGGCAACGUUCUAAUUGACAUCGGAGAGUACUGGAUGAAAGAUGGGGAAAUGAUGCCAGGCAAAAAAGGUAUUUCCUUGAAUCCCGAGCAAUGGAGUCAACUAAAGGACCAGAUUUCUGAAAUUGCUGACACCAUAAAAAGGAUAUAA
Molecule: messenger RNA, 375 nt
Organism: Lampris incognitus (smalleye Pacific opah)
Lineage: Eukaryota; Metazoa; Chordata; Actinopteri; Lampriformes; Lampridae
Product: activated RNA polymerase II transcriptional coactivator p15-like
Exons: 1
Coding region: 1-375 (124 amino acids)
Biological process (GO): positive regulation of transcription initiation by RNA polymerase II
Cellular component (GO): transcription regulator complex; nucleus
Molecular function (GO): DNA binding; transcription coactivator activity
Source: RefSeq, a predicted model, not a curated record